This is a messenger RNA of Lycium barbarum (goji berry), 2766 nucleotides long. RefSeq lists its product as uncharacterized. The record is from RefSeq and is a predicted model, not a curated record. The transcript is spliced from 8 exons. Bases 174 to 2567 code for a protein of 797 amino acids. Gene Ontology annotation, molecular function: nucleic acid binding. NCBI's taxonomy places the organism in Eukaryota, Viridiplantae, Streptophyta, Magnoliopsida, Solanales, Solanaceae.
UUGUGAGAGGGAGUAGAACAUUUUGAGCUGAACCUCACCACAAGAAUUACAAAGACCUCACCACACUGGAUCCAACAUCUUCACCGUCUUACCCUUUCUUACAAAAGAACUACAAUCUCCUCCUUCUCUCUCCGCCGUCGACGGCGUUUCGCCACCGUUAGAUCAAACAAGAAAUGGGAGGAAAUAAUAACAGAAAAAGUAGAUCUAAUAAUAAAUCCAAAACAACCCGAAAGCCCAAUAGGAACCGGUCUUCUUAUUCGGGUCGGGGCGGGUUGUUUGUUGAAGGUGGAGUCUUAUCUGAUUGGGCCCCUUACAAUUCUCCUCCUCCUCCUCCUUCAACAGGGAGGAAUUUGAAGAGUGGAAAUGGUAAUUCAAGGAAUCGUAAUGCAGCUGUUAGCAGCUCGAAAAAUGCUUCGAGUUCGAAAAGCGAAUCGAAGAAAAGUAGAGGAAAUGAGAUCCGUUAUGUAUACCCUUCUGCUGAUUCAGUGAUAGGUUCAGAUGCGGUGCCUAGUGGAGAAGUAAAAGACAAUGAGCUGGACUCGGAACAUCCUAUUAUUUUGGUUGAUACAAAGGAAACUCAAAUUGUUGCUUUCAUAGAUGAAGGCCCAAAUAAGGAACCUCAAAACGAGGGAUGUAUUUAUGAUUGCACAACCCCUUUAUCUAUAGAUGUUGGACAAAAUAAAGAUUCUCAUGAAGUUGACUAUGCUGGAGAUUAUAGUGCUGGUUUCUCAUUGGAUGAUAGUUCACACAGAGGAUUGGGAUUCUAUGAUGAAGCAGAAACAACACAUGGAGGAGUUGGAUUGUCAUCCAAAGAUGAGAAAGAAAAUUCUUCUGAGGAGGAGGAUAUGGAUGCUGAUGGUGGCUUCCUUGGUGGGGCAAGCAUGGACAUGGACGAUCCCCUGCCAGCUGAAAUAUCUUCUGCGGAAAAUGAGGGAUUUUUGUCUAUUGGGGGGCUUAGGCUAUAUACUCAUGACAUAUCAGAUGAGGGAAGUGAUGGUGAUUAUGAAGACAUUUCAUCAGAUGAUGGAAGUUCUUGUUCGUCAGAAUCUGAUGGAUCAUCUGAAAGUGAUGGCUCAUCUGAUAGUGAUUCAGAUAUUGAUGAAGAGGUUGCUGCAGAUUAUUACGAAGGCACUGGUGGAAUGUGCGAUGUUAUUGAUGUUAAACAGUUGGUUGGACAAGUUCCCAGUAGCUGUUCUGAUAACAGCUUAGAUGAAACCGUAGAGAAGUUGGGUGGGAUUGAUCUUCAGGAAGCCUCUAGGGAGUAUGGAAAGAAGAAACCUCAAAAAGAGAGAAAGUACCGAGGUCAGAAAUCUACUCCUGCCAAGCAUGUUCGGGGUUCUGAUUUGGAUGACCUUAUGUUUGUAAAGGAUCCGAGAACAGUUUCUGGGAAAAAGAAACAUGCUGCUAAAUUUCCUCAGUCAUGGCCGUUUGAGUCUCAAAAGAGUAAAAAUUUCGGGAGGAUUCCAGGUGCUAAGAAGAAACAUCGCAAGGAGAUGAUGGCUUUGAAGCGUCGAGAGAGAAUGCUCCGCCGAGGUGUUGAUCUUCAGAAGAUAAAUAUAAAACUGCAACAGAUGGUUUUGGAUGGAGCAGAUAUGCUCUCUUUCCAACCUAUGCACUCACGUGAUUGUUCUCAGGUUCAGAGAUUAGCAGCAAUAUACCGUUUGCGAAGCGUUGGUCAAGGUUCUGGCAAGAAGAGGUUUGUGACAGUUACCAAGACACAACAUACAUCUAUGCCUUCUGCCAAUGAUAAAAUUCGUUUGGAGAAGUUGAUAGGAGCUGGUGACGAGGAUUCUGAUUUCACAGUCACCGGUAUACAUAGUCAUAGAAAGGAUGUAAAUGCAGCUAAAAGGUCUUCUAAGGGUAGUGGUGGACAAUCUGGCCCAAGCAAAUUGUUCAAAACCCCAGUAAAUCCACGUGGGCAAAAAGAUGGCGGAAAGAAAAGAAGGGAUCAGAAAACAGGCUCCUAUGCCGCUCUUCCCGUCUCCUUUGUUUCAAGUGGUAUAAUGCGUUCCGAGACAGUUGAGGAGAAAUCAAUUGAAACAACCGAGACAACUAACGCCUUCCUUGAAACGAAGGUUGUGACCAACUCAAUCGAAUACGGGGCAUUUGAGAUGCACACCACGGGUUUUGGCUCGAAAAUGAUGGCAAAAAUGGGUUAUCAAGAAGGUAAAGGUUUAGGUAAAGAUGGACAGGGCAUUUCAGAGCCCAUCGAAGCACGUCAGCGGCCUAAAGCUCUCGGAUUGGGAGCUGAAAUUCCUGAAACAAGUAGUAGAUCAUCAGCAAAGAAGGAUUUUCUACCCAGAUCAUCAGCAAAUAAGGAUUUUCUCCCCAAAUCAUCAGCUGUUUCAGGUGCUGAAGUCGUCGGUAGAAGCGAGAAAUCCAUCAGGAAGGAGUCAUCUAUUGGAUUUGGAGGAUUUGAAAGGCAUACAAAGGGGUUUGGAUCAAAGAUGAUGGCAAAAAUGGGGUUUGUUGAAGGCAUGGGACUUGGGAGAAAUUCACAAGGCAUAACCAAUCCUCUAACUGCUGUUAGACGUCCUAAAUCCCAAGGACUUGGUGCGAAAAGCUAAAAAUCACAUUAAAUCUUCUUUCAACUAGGGAAAAAUGUUUAUAUUUCCCAUCUUGAUGUAGAUUAUGUUAUGUGUUCUGCUAUGAUUGGACUUAUUAGUUAAUCUUUGUACGUUGUCCUGAAGCCCUAUUUCAGUGGCUGACUAAUUAUCUAGAGAAUAAAUCAUUGUAACUAGAAAUCAAGUUUUCAUUUUCGUGGUG